AUGGCCAAGCGCGGCCGCAUCCUCGACUCGCCCGCCGCCCCCACCUCGUUCGCUCCUCGCGACCCAGCUCCCACCCCUCCCCCUCCUCCCGCCGCCACGGCACCCAAGCACAACAAGCCCGACUCGGACACCACUCACUCGAGGCCCGUCGCCAUCGCUCCCGCUCCUCCCUCGUCCUCGUUCAACCACCCGCCGGCCGCCUCGACCGAGACCGACGACACCCAGUCGCACAAGAAGAAGAAGCACAAGAAGGCCCACAAGCCUCACCUCUCGUCGCUCGUCC
Molecule: messenger RNA, 283 nt
Organism: Rhodotorula graminis WP1
Lineage: Eukaryota; Fungi; Basidiomycota; Microbotryomycetes; Sporidiobolales; Sporidiobolaceae
Exons: 2
Source: RefSeq, a predicted model, not a curated record